CAGGCCGUGGUCCGCGCCUUUGUGCCCGGCGCGCGCUCUCCGCCCGCUCCGGCUGCAGCGCCGGCUGCAUCAAUAAUUCAGAGCGGCGGCAGCGGCGGGUGCGGGCAGCAGGCAGUGGAAGCGACGGGGACCGAGCGGCAGCGGCUAUGCAUCCAAGUGUGGCUGGGCAGCCCCGGCACCCCUGAGGCCCGGGUGGGGCUCCGGGUGCAUCGCGCGCUGGGCACGCUUGCCCGGGAGUGAACGGAAGAGCCAGUAGUGUUCACAUCGGCGUCAGCGGAGCUGCGAACGGAGCAGAGGAGGGGGGCUCCGGAGCCGGACUGGGGCGGGGUGGGGGCGGCUGGCGCAGGCAGCCCCCGGGGUGGGGGGCGGGGUGGGCGCCGUAGCCGCGAUGCUGGGCGUCGUGGAACUGCUGCUGCUGGGGGCGGCGUGGCUGGCGGGCCCGGCCCGUGGGCAGAAUGAAACGGAGCCCAUCGUUUUGGAGGGCAAGUGCCUGGUGGUAUGCGACUCCAACCCCACGUCCGAUCCCACCGGCACAGCUCUGGGCAUCUCGGUGCGCUCCGGCAGCGCCAAGGUGGCUUUUUCUGCCAUCAGAAGCACCAACCAUGAGCCGUCUGAGAUGAGUAAUCGCACCAUGAUCAUCUAUUUCGACCAGGUACUAGUGAACAUCGGGAACAACUUUGAUUCAGAACGCAGCACUUUCAUCGCCCCGCGCAAAGGGAUCUACAGUUUUAACUUCCACGUGGUAAAAGUCUACAACAGACAGACUAUCCAGGUGAGCCUCAUGUUAAACGGGUGGCCUGUGAUCUCAGCCUUCGCCGGUGACCAGGAUGUGACCCGGGAGGCCGCCAGCAAUGGAGUUCUAAUCCAGAUGGAGAAAGGCGACCGAGCAUACCUCAAGCUGGAGCGGGGGAACUUGAUGGGGGGCUGGAAGUACUCAACCUUCUCGGGAUUCCUCGUGUUUCCCCUCUGACUGGCUGCUCCCCCCAGAAUGGAGGCAGGGAGAGGGUGAAGGCAGGAGGAAGGCAGGAGGAGGGAUGAAAAAAGAGGCCAGAAAGCGGCACAGCCUGCAGCUUCCUAUCGGGUGCCCGAUUGUAUCUGGUAAGAGGUGCGCCCGGGAGGACAGCUUUGGCCAUUUCCUCUUCAGACAAAGUCAAUUCUGCUUAGCUCUGCACACUCCCCUUUCCAAAAAUAAACUCACCUCCCCCACUACAAUCGCAGUAAUCAAGAGAGACUGCCUUGUCAUUGUUUCUUAGCCCCAUGUUCAUGCUCCCUACAGUUUAUAUAAAAAAGAAACUCCAUAUUUCACCAUAUAAUGUGAAAUAUCUUCCUCCCCCUGCCCCUCUGAAUGGUUCUACCUGCUGAAAUCGAGAUACCCGACCCACCCCCUUUAAGUUUGGAGAGAAGGGGUAAUGGUUUCCUUAUUUGUUUUUCUUUUUGGCUGGGGGAAGAUGAUUUGAUUUGGCAAGUAUUGCUGUUCUUAAGACACCAAACAAGAGUUAAUUCGCUGAAGAUACCCUGUGUCUUCUGCUGCUCCUUAGCAGAGAAAGGACUCGCCCUACGUUAAAAAUAUAUAUAUGUAUAAAUAUUUAUCAUUUGUACACAAAGAACUUUUCCCAGUGGAAACUGGCUGUGUUUCCGUAUUUCUGUGUCCUAUUCGGAGUGAUCGUGAAAUCUAAGGCUGCUUGCUGUUCUGACGCUUGUCAAUGCCCUCGUGUUCUGUGGCUCCACCAACGGCCGGAGGCUCUUUGGACGCGUCCUCGCCGUCUUGUAACAUACGUGUGAAUAGCCAAGAUUUAAUUUUGCUUUAAUCCAAUAAAGUUGAAGUGGGACUUUU
Sorex fumeus (smoky shrew) is the source of this 1834-nucleotide messenger RNA. RefSeq names its product cerebellin 1 precursor (gene CBLN1). The coding region runs from base 389 to 970 and encodes 193 amino acids. The transcript has 3 exons. Lineage: Eukaryota; Metazoa; Chordata; Mammalia; Eulipotyphla; Soricidae. Gene Ontology annotation, cellular component: synaptic cleft; glutamatergic synapse. Gene Ontology annotation, molecular function: protein binding. The record is from RefSeq and is a predicted model, not a curated record.